Lucilia sericata (common green bottle fly) is the source of this 4652-nucleotide messenger RNA. RefSeq lists its product as uncharacterized. The coding region runs from base 137 to 4531 and encodes 1464 amino acids. The transcript is spliced from 6 exons. The record is from RefSeq and is a predicted model, not a curated record. Gene Ontology annotation, cellular component: nucleus. NCBI's taxonomy places the organism in Eukaryota, Metazoa, Arthropoda, Insecta, Diptera, Calliphoridae.
UUCCAUCGGCUUGCUUCUCUAAUUCGAAGAAGAAUUUCAAAAUCAAAUUAAAAAAAGGAAGCUGCAAUUAGAAAAUUUUGUUUUAAUGUAAUUUGUUUAACAAAAAUUGUAAUAAUAUAAAAUAAUAUAUAAAAAAAUGGAUCCUAUACCCAGCUAUGAUUUAUUACAAGCUAUAGAUCCAACAAAAAUUAAAGUGCCGAUAAGUGAUCGUUUUGCUAAAUUAACUUUGUCUUCCAAUAAAAAGAAACAACAUGAAAAUGAAGCCGAGAAACAGAAGGAAAUACAACGACAAAGGGAUAGUGUUAGUAGAGAUAUUUCAAAACAAUUUGUGGACGAAAAUAAAGAAAACCUAGAGAAAUCUCAGCAAAAUCCUUUAUUACGUAGUGAGUCGUCCAAAGACACUGGAGAGUGCAAUAAUUCUGUUACUGAAGAUGAGGAGGAGGAGUUAACCAUGGAUCCUUUGCAAGUGUCACAGGAUUAUGAUAAUCCCACACAAGUGGCGCAUGAGGUGGACUUGCUGUCUCAACAAAUUGCUUCUUUAGAGGUGCAAUCUAGGCCUAUUUCUUUAUCUUCCGGUUCUACUUGUGAUUUAAGUGAACAUUCUCAGUUGGUGUCUACGGAAAGUCAACGUUCCAGUUCUAGUGGAGCAAAUAAUAUACACAUUAUCCAUCAUAUCCCCAUAAAUGUAAAGGAAGCCUUAGAAGAAACCAUAGCGCUGAAUUUAAGCUCUUCUACUAAUAGUAAAUUGGAAAAAACUUAUGAAAUGACUGACGAUGAUGAAGAAAAUGAGGAAGAAGAGGAGGAUGAAGAUGAAGCCAUUACUAUAUCAGAUACUUCUGAAAGCCAUCCUGAGCAGCAAGAACAAGAUGUAAUGGGCACUUCUAGUCUGCCCUCUAAUUCUCUAACAUCUGAUUUAAUACUACCCAGCUUGACUGAUGAUAAGGCUGAGCGUGUGGCUGCUUUCUUAAGAGAUGUAUCUUUGGAGCGCCAUGCUAUGGCGGAACAAGGAAAUUUAGUACUAAAUGAUACGGUAGAUCAGAUUUUAGACAAUAGAGAAAUUGACAAAAUACAAGAAACUUUAGCCAAAUCAAGGCAAAUUGCUACGGCUGAUACAGAAUCAAUGACUCCAGAUGGUGAAGAGGAAGUUACUCCAACAUCUCAACUAGAAAGAGAAAAAAGACUUAAAGCUUUAGAAGAACCUUUGGGAAAGGCACAUAAUAAUCAAGAUAAUUUAGAAAUUUUAACAGAAUCUGAGGAAGAAACUUACCCUAGACAAGGCAAUAUUGCUAAAAAUGUACACCGAUUGGCCCAUGAUGAAACCCAGGAUAAUACAGUAAUGUCGCAACUAGAGGAAUGUUUGGAUGUGGAAAGAACUCCCAAAGUUGUUAUUAAUCACAAGACUUCUUUUACACCAAGCAGUCCCAAAAUAAGUCAGAAUAAUAAUGUAUUUAGAAUGGCCAAUGAUGAAACACAAUGUAAUACGGAACUUUCCCUAAAUGAGGAGGAAAAUGAAACUCCUAAAGCUUACAAUAAUAAAAAUAAUUCCCAUAGACUAGCCAAUUUGGAAACUGAAGAUAAUACGCUGCACUGUUUAACAGAACAACAUUUGACUGAAGACAAUAAUAAAAAUAAUUCUCGUAGAUUGGCCAAUUUGGAAACACAAGACAAUACAGAACAACCUUUGAGUGCUCAGAAAACUAAAGAAACUGAUGAUCCUUGUCGUUUAGUUAAUGAUGAUACAAUAGCAAAUUCUAUAAUAACUGGGGACCUGGGACAACAAUCUUUAGUUUAUAAUUAUACACAAGAUUAUAAAACCCCUGAAAAGAGAGGAGAGGCCAGAAAUAAUUCUUCCAUAUCCAUACACUCAACACCACAAAGUUCUGCUGAUUCGGGUCAUAAACAGGAUUCAUUUGCCUCUAUUAUAAACUCUUCAGGUGAAGUUAAUGCUACGGCACCAGAACUUUCUAUAACCAUUUCGGAAACUGAUGAUGAAGAAAGUUUUGAGCAAAAGUCACAUUCUGCUACUGCCCCUUCUAUGAGAGAAAACUCCGAUGAUAAAAAACUUUCCAAUAGUUUUCAUCGCGAGGAAUCCAGUGAUGAAUCGGAGGAGGAUGAUGAUCAAAUGUCUCAAAUACAAAUGUCUAUGGCGAACAUUAAUAUAUCGGCUAAGAUCAGCAUUAAAAUUCAUAUACCUUCCACAGAAACCAGUGAAGAUGAUGAGGGAAGUGAGAGAAAAAGUCUAGAAUCAAAUCAACAACAAAAUGCUGAAAACGAUAAUAAUUCACAAGACAUUCCCGAGGAAACUAAGGACCAAACAAUGGAAUCAGAAAAUGAUAAUGAACAUAGUAUUGCAUCUAAAGAUCAGAGUAAAGACUCAGAUGAGCCCGAAACUCAUUGCAAACAAAAGCAAUUUAAAACCACUAGUCCUCAAGAGGAAGAAGAAAUUAUUGAUUCCCCCAAUAAAUCUUCUGAUUCGGUGGAAAUUGUUGAAGAUAAAAAGUUUCUAACCGAAGCCGAGAAACUUCUGACACAAUUAUAUGGAAAAUCUUGGCAAACACCUGAUGUCAUACGCACUCUCAAGCGCAGCAGUCAAAGCGGGGAUAAAAAAUCGAAUAGUUCUAAAACUUCAAAUUCAUCGCGUAAGAAGAAUGAUGUUAAGAGCUCUAAGGAGAAGAAUUCCAAUCAUAAAGCUGCUGUGGAGGAGAGUAUUUUGGAUGAUUUUUCUAUAUUUCGUCGAAAUAUUGUCAAAACGAACCUGGAUUCGACAAGACUUGCAACACCCAAAACAUCGGCUCCAACUAAAGAAGUUUUUACCGAACCGCGUAACACUAAAAAACCUUUAACGCAAAAAGAAAAAAACGCCUCUACAAAACCAAUGCCACAAACCGAACGUAAAGUAUAUCGUCCCCCAGUGGCUAAAGUUGUUAUUAAUAAAGGGCGUGUAGACAAUGGCAGAUGGCGGCAGUUAAUCGAUGAUGAUUCCAAUUCUGAAGGGGACAAUGCUUCGGACGAUGAUGAUGCCGAUGAAUCGUGGAGUAAAAAUGCUUCCGAAAUUGAGCUGGAUAAUUCAGAUUCUGAUUUUGAAAAUUCUCCCCGACCUAGAGGCAGAAAUAAUAAAAAGUCGAAUACCUCGAAAGGACGCAGUAAUAAAUCGAAUAUUUUGACGAAAAAACUCAAUAACUCUAAAGAGGGUGAAAUAGUUUAUUUGGAUUUGUCUAAGGAAGAGGUAGAAGUACAAGAUGAGGUGCCAGAAAGUCCUCCAGCAAAUCAUGAUGUCACCUUUGCCUCACGCUUACAGGACAUUUUGAAAACCUGCCGUCACGAAGACAAAGCUAAAUUACCUUCUUCUACUAAGAAAACCAAAAGAAAACUAUUUACACCCAAUUUUGGAGAUGAUGAGUUUGAGGCGGCUACUGCUGCUUUGCCUAAGGAAGAUGAAAAAGAAAAGACUAAAGAAACUGCAACUAAAACAAUUAAUAGAAACAAUAAUGAAGAUGAAGAAGUUUUAGAGGACAAAGGCAAUUGUCCGUUUGAUAGUCAGGGACGACCGAAAGUAUUAGAUUUUGUUAAUAAACAAUUGGAAUCGGUUAAAACGGGUAAACCCAUUUUUCAACUAACACCCUCACCGAAAAAGAAAGGUUCUUCUGGAUCAACAACAAAAACCGAUAAGAAUACAAAAACUAGUGUUACACCUAAAGCAAAAUCUAAUACUGAAACAGCAACAUUUAAAACUCCCUUAACUGUCAAAACUAAAGCUCCUGCCAAGGCCUUACAUGAACUCUGCCAAACUCCCGAUUAUAAAUAUAGUUUUUUGAAAUCUUUAGAUGUCACCGUUAGUAAAACCUUAUGUCAUCCGGAUGCCUUGUACUAUCGCGAUAAUUAUCGCACUAAAAAAGAAGAUUUAUCUAAAAUUCUAUAUGACAUGUACAAUGAGAAAUUAUUUAAGAAUCAACUUAAUGUGCCCAUAACCUGGAAUAAAAAACUAUCAAAUACUGCUGGCAGAUGUUUGAAUAAAAAGAAAAUGGGUAUUCGAUCCAGUGUUAUAGAACUAAGUGAUAAAGUUUUGACCAGUGCCGAUCGUUUGCGUUGUACUCUUAUACAUGAGCUGUGUCAUGCUGCCACUUGGAUAUUUAAUGGUGAGGGUGGUCAUGGCAGCACCUGGAAAGAAUGGGCUCGUAGAGCUAAUGCUACUUUCCCAGAAAUACCCAAAAUUGGGGUUUGUCAUCAAUAUGAUAUAGAGUAUAAAUAUACUUAUAAAUGUACUUUAUGUGCAGCCAAAUCCCAUGCCCAUUCCAAAUCCAAAAAAGUGGAAAAUAUACGCUGCUCUUAUUGUCAUGGUGCCAUAGAGAUUUUCCUUAAUAAAAAGGAUAAAGAUGGCAAUAUUAUGCCGACUCCCGUUAAGGAACCUACCGGUUUUGCCAAAUUUGUUAAGGAUAAUUAUAAGAAAUUUAAACGUGAUGAUCUUAAACAUGCUGAUGUUAUGAAAUUAUUGAGUAGUGAAUUUGCUACCCUUAAAGUGGCCAGCAAUUAAUAAUGGACUUUUUAUUUUUACAAAAAUUAAAGUAUUUUAAGUUUAGUUUUUAAUUUUAUUUUGUUAACAAGACUUUUCUUUUUUAAAAUGAGAAGCUGGUGACUUUUAUUUUGAAAUGUUU